Molecule: messenger RNA, 1838 nt
Organism: Amyelois transitella
Lineage: Eukaryota; Metazoa; Arthropoda; Insecta; Lepidoptera; Pyralidae
Product: retinol dehydrogenase 12
Exons: 6
Coding region: 219-1250 (343 amino acids)
Source: RefSeq, a predicted model, not a curated record
GACGACAAAAUCAUAAAAGCGUAGAAUCUGAGUGAUUAAAUUCAUAAAUGUGGAAUACAACACAUUAGCGCAUUAUGGACAUUUUUAAUACCAAUAUUAUUAAAUAAAUAAAUGAAAGUGUGACGUAGAUUACAACAAACUUCAAGACAUAACCACACUUUGUGUCUAAGUCGGCUUUUGUAUCAAUUAUUUUUGCCGCUAGUUUACCGGUGCCUGCCAUGCUUGAAACAUUACAAAUGUUUCAAUCGUAUGCAGUUCUUUAUGCGGCCGUUCCAGUAUCAGUGAUCGUGGCCUUAGGCUUGUUCCGUAAGUGGAGGUCAAGGAAUUGGGCGAAAUGUUUAAGUAAUACCUGUCUGAGGGGUAAAACAUUCUUAAUUACUGGAGCCAACAGUGGCAUUGGGCUCGAGACAGGCAAAGCUCUGGUUAAGAGGAAGGCCCGAGUAAUUUUUGCUUGCAGAGAUCUAAGUAAAGCCAAAGAAGCAAUCGCAAACAUUAGGAAGGGUCAGCCCACUGGAGGCGAAAUGAUUCCAAUGCAAUUGGACCUAGCCUCAUUUGAGUCAAUAGAAAAAUUUGUAGAAGUUAUAAAAACUGGUUUCCACAAGAUUGAUGUGUUAAUAAACAAUGCUGGUGUGGUGGUGCCUUUAGACAGAGAUGUUAAAACAAAGGAAGGUUUUGAGAUACACUUUGGAGUGAAUCACUUGGGACAUUUCUAUCUCACAAACCUGCUGUUGGAUCACCUUAAGAGAGCAUCACCAAGCAGAAUCGUGAUCGUAUCAUCGACCCUCCACCAGAGCGGAAAACUCGACUUCGACGAUUUGAACCUGACGAAGGAAAUUGAGGCUGCGAAGCUUGGCCGAAGCAGCGCCCGCCGCAACCCCGGCUACUGUAACUCAAAGCUGAUGAACGUGUACUUCGCCAAGGCGCUGGCCGACAAGCUGAGCGGCACCGGCGUCGAUGUGUACGCGUGCUGUCCCGGGUUCUGUUACACGGAUCUGUUCAGGUACUCUCUCAAAUGGUACCAAUACCUCAUGUUGGCGCCCGUGUUAGUACUCUUCAUGAGGUCGGCCAAAGAAGGCUCAGAAACCGUACUCUACUGCGCUACGGACUACAGCAUCGAAGGUACGAGCGGGAAGUUCUACAGGAACUGCAGCCCUUUCGAAUCCAAGUAUCCCUUCAACAAGGAGGAGGAAAUUAAGCUGUGGAACGUCAGCGAAGAACUGGUGAAAGCCAGAAAGCCGAUUCCGUUGUAAACAAGUGCCUUUUAUAAUAUGAAAGCUGAUUUCAAAGUUAUACAUUCAAUGCGCAGGUCAACGGCGCGUCUCUCCGAUGUCACUCUGAAAUCAGCUAACUGAAAUUAAAACCUGACAACGUAGACAUAGAUCUAGCUAGAUACCGCAAGUUUACCCAUCUGUAUGAACCAAGCGUGUCAAGUACAGUCAAGCUGUAAAAAAAUAUAAAAUGAUGGCGUAAUUUUUAGUACAUUUUACUGCUACAGCCCAAUAUAGCAAGAUUAUAAAUAAUAUCAACAACUAUUAAUACUACACUAGAGAGGUCUAGCUAGAUCUAUGUCUGUGACCGGCUUAUAUGUUGAACGAAAAUGGCGGCGGUUUGUGCUGGUGCUAACCUAAUUGACAGUGGAAAUUUGUAGUUACUUUCCGGCCACUCUACACUGUUAAAUAUCUUUUUGCAUGUAUGUUCGUGUCUUCGUUGUCUUUGAUUCGGUUUCUUGUUUUUUUUUUGUCUUGUUUUGAGUUAAUAUUUUUACAAAUCCAUUAAAAGUUAUAAAUAAAGUACAAUUUAAUAUCAAAUUUUCUAAGAAAUAAAUCAUAAAGGUAUAU